AUGGUCUUCUGUGCCUACUGUGGUAAGAGCUUUACCAGAAAAGAGCAUCUGGAAAGGCAUAUCCCCAGUCAUACCAACGUCAAGCCCCAUCGAUGCAGUGCCUGUCAACUAUCCUUUGCACGCAGGGACCUUCUCCAGAGGCAUCAUUCUACUUAUCACGAAGCCAGAGAUCCAAUGGAGCCCUUGCCAGGAGGUGUUCCUACGGUAGCCGGCCGUACCCCUAUCGCCUGUCAAAAUUGUGCCAAUGCGAAGACUGGUUGUGACAAAAGAGUGCCUUGCUCGCGGUGCGCCGAGAAAAGCUUGCCGUGCGCAGCUAGAUUCGCGCGAAGAUCGUCCAAGGCUGCCGUCAGGGCUGCCCAAGCCAGCGCCACCUUUCAGCAGCAGCUCAUGCCUCCUGGCGUCCAAGGGCACCAGCCUGUCCACCCCAUAAGCUUCAUGGACAUCACGCCGACAUUGAGUAAACAGGCAUCGCCGCCACAGCCCCUGACGUCCGCUGUACCGCAAACGGACCAGCUUAUGAUAGGCCAGAAAUCUUCACCUUCACAUUCUCAUCGUGGCUCCGUCGACUUCCCAUCGCCUUCAGCACAUGCCGAAGCCCUUGAAGAGUUCAUGCAGCUUGACGGUAUUGACAAUACUGACUUUAUGAACCCGAACCCCAACUACCAAGACAUGAUGACCUGGCCCGAUUACUCAUUGGAUUUCGACAUGUACGGCAAUGCGAUGGGUCCUCUUCCUCAAGACUUGUCGAUGCCCACCUUUGCAGACUUCAGCGACAUUGCUUCAACGUCGGAGCCUAUGACAACCGCUUCAUCGCGAGGCUCGACACACACUCGGAGUACCAGUAUCAUUUCGGCCGCCGAAUUUGAAGCUUCUUUCAGGACCACCGUGGAACCUGUUGUGGAGUCUAUAAGCGGCGAAGCCAGCAUUGCCGAGUUUGAGGUCGUCGUUGCUGCCGAGAAUUCUUGGCCAUUGGCCCGUUGUAACCCGCCUAUCUACUCCAGCACAUGCCCUCGAACAGCCAUCGUUCACCUCGAGUGCCUCGAGAGGAAGUGCAAGGAAGAAGGCACAUGGAAUCCGCUCGAGGAGUACAUCGAUACGGUAGACUGGGAUGCUUCCGACUUGGCCACCGUCAUUCCAAUAACCUCGCGCACACGCGACAGGAUGCUGGCCAUCACCCAGUCCUUCCUCCACAAGGCACUUGACGUCCAUCGCGGCGGCAUCAGCAAGAAAAACCCAGGCUGCUCGAGCCCUAAUGAUUUCAGCUUCAUCGUCCUUCCGCCUCCUAAAAUCUUGGAAUACUUCCUUCGCAGCUACGUCCGCAGCCUGUCUUACUAUUACCCCCUCGUAGUCGCCGGUUGCGUUGAUCCCAACGAAAUGCUCAUCAACAAUCAAGCUUCGACGCUUCUCGUGCUUCUCAUGAUUGCACAGGGCGCCUCUGCUGUCCCGAUGGCCGAGGCCAGAUAUCUUUCCGCGGGUCUUAUUGAGACAUGCCGUAUAUCCCUGUUUGACAUGAUCGAGAAGGACGUCGAGCUAUCGGCAGACCCAGUGGCCUUGCGUUGCGCACUACUCUUCACAACCCUUGGCGCAUGGAGUGGCGACAAGUGGCUGAUGGACAUUGCCAUGGGCCAGAGGGGCAUGUAUCUUUCUAUGCUCAGGCAUGCUGGUAUGCUCGAGAUCCAGCCAUCGAUGGUUCCGGUACCAAAAAGCACAACGAGCAGCGAACUGCAGUGGAGGGCAUGGCUGCACCGCGAACUCCAGAAUCGGUAG
Messenger RNA from Verticillium alfalfae VaMs.102, 1767 nucleotides. RefSeq names its product CMR1. NCBI's taxonomy places the organism in Eukaryota, Fungi, Ascomycota, Sordariomycetes, Glomerellales, Plectosphaerellaceae. Gene Ontology annotation, biological process: regulation of DNA-templated transcription. Gene Ontology annotation, molecular function: DNA-binding transcription factor activity, RNA polymerase II-specific; zinc ion binding. The transcript has 3 exons. The record is from RefSeq and is a predicted model, not a curated record. Bases 1 to 1767 code for a protein of 588 amino acids.